AUGCUCAAAAGAAAGGCUGAAGGGGAUACUAAAGGAGAUAAAGCCAAGGUGAAGGACGAGCCACAGAGAAGAUCUGCAAGGUUGUCUGCUAAACCUGCUCCUCCAAAGCCAGAGCCCAAGCCUAAAAAGGCCCCUGCAAAGAAGGGAGAGAAGGUCCGCAAGUACAAGAAGGGGAAAGUCGAUGCUGGUAAGGAUGAGAAUAAUCCUGCAGAAAAUGGAGAUGCCAAAACAGACCAGGCACAGAAAGCUGAAGGUGCUGGAGAUGCCAAGUGAAAUGUGUGCAUUUUUGAUAACUGUGUACUUCUGGUGACUGUACAGUUUGAAAUACUAUUUUUUAUCAGAUUUUAUAAAAAUGCAGAAGUGCCAAGUGAAAUGUGUGCAUUUUUGAUAACUGUGUACUUCUGGUGACUGUACAGUUUGAAAUACUAUUUUUUAUCAGAUUUUAUAAAAAUGCAGAAGUGUUGCUUUACUGUAAACAGCUUUUCUGACCCUCCAAGAAUUAUUAAACAUAAAUAUGAAAAAGAUGAAGAAAAAUAGAGGUAAAAAGGGAAAGAGGUAAGAAAACAAAGAAAUGAAGUAAUGGAGUGAAAUAUCA
This is a messenger RNA of Peromyscus eremicus (cactus mouse), 595 nucleotides long. RefSeq names its product non-histone chromosomal protein HMG-17-like. Bases 1 to 273 code for a protein of 90 amino acids. Gene Ontology annotation, cellular component: nucleus; chromatin. Gene Ontology annotation, molecular function: nucleosomal DNA binding. The transcript has a single exon. The record is from RefSeq and is a predicted model, not a curated record. Lineage: Eukaryota; Metazoa; Chordata; Mammalia; Rodentia; Cricetidae. Gene Ontology annotation, biological process: chromatin organization.